Molecule: messenger RNA, 2499 nt
Organism: Cinclus cinclus
Lineage: Eukaryota; Metazoa; Chordata; Aves; Passeriformes; Cinclidae
Gene: DTNA
Product: dystrobrevin alpha
Exons: 23
Coding region: 1-2499 (832 amino acids)
Biological process (GO): synaptic signaling
Cellular component (GO): plasma membrane; synapse
Molecular function (GO): zinc ion binding
Source: RefSeq, a predicted model, not a curated record
AUGAUUUUGUCUUCCAGAAUGAUUGAAGAUUGUGGGAAAAGAGGAAAUACCAUGGCAGAAAGAAGGCAGCUGUUUGCAGAAAUGCGGGCUCAGGAUCUGGAUCGCAUCCGUUUGUCCACCUACCGAACGGCGUGCAAGCUUAGAUUUGUUCAGAAGAAAUGCAACUUGCACCUGGUGGACAUCUGGAAUGUGAUAGAAGCCUUGCGGGAGAACGCCCUGAACAACCUGGACCCCAGCAUCGAACUGAACGUGGCUCGCCUGGAAGCUGUGAUUUCAACCAUCUUCUACCAGCUCAACAAACGGAUGCCAACCACCCAUCAGAUCAACGUGGAGCAGUCCAUCAGCUUGCUGCUCAACUUCCUGCUCGCAGCCUUUGAUCCGGAAGGACAUGGUAAAAUUUCUGUUUUUGCUGUCAAAAUGGCCUUGGCAACUCUUUGUGGAGGAAAAAUCAUGGACAAAUUAAGAUAUAUUUUCUCCAUGAUUUCUGACUCCAGCGGGGUGAUGGUUUAUGGCAGGUACGACAUGUUUCUGCGCGAGGUUCUCAAGCUGCCCACCGCUGUCUUCGAGGGGCCUUCAUUUGGUUACACUGAGCAGUCAGCAAAAUCCUGUUUCUCACAACAGAAAAAAGUCACAUUAAACACUUUCUUGGAUACUCUCAUGUCUGAUCCCCCACCACAGUGUCUAGUGUGGUUACCACUUCUGCAUCGACUGGCAAAUGUUGAAAAUGUCUUCCACCCUGUCGAGUGUUCCUACUGCCACAGCGAGAGCAUGAUGGGGUUUCGCUACCGCUGCCAGCAGUGUCACAAUUACCAGCUCUGUCAGGACUGCUUCUGGAGGGGCCAUGCCAGCGGUUCCCACAGCAACCAGCACCAAAUGAAAGAGUACACGUCAUGGAAAUCACCUGCUAAGAAGCUAACUAAUGCACUUAGCAAGUCUUUAAGCUGUGCUUCCAGCCGUGAACCUUUGCACCCAAUGUUCCCUGACCAGCCUGAAAAACCUCUAAACCUGGCUCAUAUUGUAGAUACUUGGCCCCCCCGACCUGUAACCAGCAUGAAUGACACACUCUUCUCCCAUUCUGUUCCCUCAGGAAGUCCCUUUGCAAACAGAAGGUUACUUGGGGGUAUAAAUGCAGCCAGUCCUGUGGCUGAUGAGCAUUCUCUUAUAAAGCUGUAUGUAAAUCAGCUUCACAACAAUUCACGCUCUCCUUCCAAGAAUACUGAAGUAGAGCAGAGCAAACUUCUGGCUAGGGCUGCUCCAGCUUUCUUGAAAGGCAAAGGGUUACAGUACAGCCUCGAUGUUGCAGACAGGCUGGCUGAUGAACAUGUGCUCAUCGGGGUGUAUGUCAACAUGCUACAGAGCAACCCCGCACGCGUCCUUGACAGUGCAAGUCGCCUGGAUGAAGAACACAAGUUGAUCGCCAGGUAUGCAGCAAGGCUGGCAGCAGAAACUUCUUCAUCAGUAAGUCCAAGUCAGCAGAGAGGGGCAUCAGAUAUCUCCUUCACCAUUGAUGCAAACAAGCAACAAAGGCAGCUGAUUGCAGAGCUUGAAAAUAAAAACCGAGAAAUCCUACAGGAGAUCCAGAGGCUGCGACUUGAGCAUGAGCAAGCAUCUCAGCCCACACCAGAGAAGGCCCAACAAAAUCCCACUCUCCUUGCAGAGCUCCGGCUCCUGAGACAGCGGAAGGAUGAGCUGGAACAGAGGAUGUCUGCUCUCCAGGAAAGCCGGAGGGAGCUCAUGGUUCAGUUAGAAGGUCUCAUGAAACUGCUGAAGGAAGAAGAAUUGAAACAGGUAACGCAGGGGGCAGGCUCCCCACGUUCCUCACCCAGCCACACCAUCAGCCGACCUAUUCCCAUGCCCAUCAGGUCUGCCUCUGCCUGCUCCACCCCGACCCACGCACCUCAGGACUCUCUGACCGGGGUGGGAGGAGAUGUGCAGGAAGCCUUUGCACAAAGUGCAAGACGAAACUUAAGAAAUGAUUUGCUGGUGGCAGCAGAUUCAAUCACCAACACCAUGUCUUCUUUGGUAAAAGAACUAAAUUCUGAAGUGGGCAGCGAGACAGAGAGCAAUGUGGAUUCUGAGUUUGGCCGGACUCAUUUUGAUGACCUGGUUCCCUCCCCGACGUCUGAGAAGGCUUUCCUGGCGCAGAUCCAUGCCCGGAAGCCGGGAUACAUCCACAGCGCUGCUGCCACCGGCUCCAUCCGCAGUGACAUGGUUACAGAAGAUGGAGAUCCUUAUGUCAGAGCAGAUGAUGAAAAUUACGAGAACGACUCUGUCCGCCAGCUGGAGAAUGAACUGAAAAUGGAGGAGUACCUGAAGCAGAAGCUGCAGGAUGAGGCGUACCAGGGAAGCUGCAGUCAGACAGACAAUGAAAGCUACGUAAGAACUGAUGAUGAGGAGAGCUGCUUUCGGACAGACGAUGAAGAAAACUCAGCUGCAAACUUCACAGAAGAGUGGAACCAAGAGGUUCAGCGACUCUUGACAAAAAAAUCACAUAACUAA